Molecule: messenger RNA, 1003 nt
Organism: Chinchilla lanigera (long-tailed chinchilla)
Lineage: Eukaryota; Metazoa; Chordata; Mammalia; Rodentia; Chinchillidae
Product: olfactory receptor 6K6
Exons: 1
Coding region: 56-1003 (315 amino acids)
Biological process (GO): G protein-coupled receptor signaling pathway
Cellular component (GO): membrane
Molecular function (GO): olfactory receptor activity; G protein-coupled receptor activity
Source: RefSeq, a predicted model, not a curated record
GGUGAUUUAUAUUCAAAUUCCAGGAAUUUCCUUAUGGUUUUUCCUUCUUUCACAGAUGACACUUGGGAAUCAGACAAUGGUGACCGAGUUCCUUUUCACUGUGUUCCCAAAUAUGCAUGAAGGUGGCCUCUUUUUUUUUAUUCCCUUAUUUCUCAUCUAUGGAUUUAUCUUAACUGGGAACCUAAUAAUAUUCAUUGUUGUCCAGCUGGAUGUGGCCCUGCAUACCCCCAUGUAUUUCUUUAUCAGCGUCCUCUCUUUCCUGGAGACCUGGUAUUCCACAACCACCAUCCCCAAAAUGCUCUCCAAUCUACUCAGUGAGCAGAAGACUAUCUCCCUAGUUGGCUGUCUCAUGCAGAUGUACUUCUUCCACUCACUGGGUAUCACAGAAGGCUGUGUCCUGACAGCAAUGGCUAUAGACAGGUACAUAGCUAUCUGCCAUCCUCUCCGUUACCCAACCAUCAUGACUUCCAAACUCUCUAUCCAGCUGACAGCUGGAUCCUGCCUCUGUGGUUUCCUUCUUGUGCUCCCUAAGAUUGCAUGGAUUGCCACACUGCCUUUUUGUGGCUCCAACCAGAUCCACCAGAUCUUCUGUGACUUCACACCUGUGCUGAGCUUGGCCUGCACAGAUACAUCCCUCGUGGUCAUCAUGGAUGCCAUUCAUGGAGCAGAGAUCUUAGCCUCCUUCCUGGUCAUUGCCCUGUCCUACACUCGCAUCAUUGUGGUGAUUCUGGGGAUGCCCUCUGCUGAGGGUCUCCAAAAGGCCUUUUCUACCUGUGCUGCUCACCUUGCUGUGUUCUUGCUGUUUUUUGGCAGUGUGGCUGUCAUGUAUUUGCGAUUCUCAGCCACUUACUCAGUGUUUUGGGACACAGCCAUUGCAGUCACUUUUGUUGUCCUUGUUCCCUUCCUCAACCCCAUCAUUUACAGCCUGAGAAACAAGGACAUGAAAGAUGCUAUCAGGAGGCUUUUCUGCUAUCAAAAGGCAGUGGGUGGGGCAGGGAGGUAG